GAGCAGGGCUGCCAGGGCUCGGCGCUGAGUUGCGAGGCUCGGUUGGGCUCGGCUCGGCUCUGCCGCCGCGGCUUUGUUCCGGAGCCUUUCCCCGCCGCAGGCGGGCUGGCUGGCUGGCUGGCUGGCUGGCCCCCUGCCCGCCCCUCCCUCCCGCCCCGCCACUUGCCCGGGGCGCUCCGGGAAGCUCGGCACCUCCGACCAGCUUUCCCCGGCGUGGGGGGCUGGCGGCCCGCUGCUGCCCCCUCCUGCAGCCCCGUCCGGACCGGACAGCCCCGCGGGGGACGGGCGGGGUCUUCCUCCCCCGGGGCGGGAGCAUGCUGGGCUCCUAGGCUCCCACCGGCCCCACCCCCCGGAUCCUCUCUGCCCCCCUGGAAAGGAUGAUCCUGACCUCUCAGGCCCUGCCUGCUCUGUUUCUCUUCCUGGCAUCUGCGGCUUCCUUCCCCAAAGACCUGGCUCCCUUCCACGUGGUCAGUGAGGCAGGAACCCAUCUGUAUCCUUCCUUCCGUGGCUUGGGGGGAGAGAAUGACUCGGACGCUUUGGGCCUGGACUUCCAAAGCAUGUUGCAAAUUAACCGGACGCUCUUCGUGGCUGCCCGGGACCACGUCUUCGCUUUUGACCUCGGACAGACCACAAGCAGUUUCUCCCACCAGGAACCCAUC
This is a messenger RNA of Ahaetulla prasina, 659 nucleotides long. RefSeq names its product semaphorin-6C-like. Gene Ontology annotation, molecular function: protein binding. The record is from RefSeq and is a predicted model, not a curated record. Lineage: Eukaryota; Metazoa; Chordata; Lepidosauria; Squamata; Colubridae. The transcript is spliced from 4 exons. The annotation marks the transcript as partial.